Molecule: messenger RNA, 780 nt
Organism: Suillus plorans
Lineage: Eukaryota; Fungi; Basidiomycota; Agaricomycetes; Boletales; Suillaceae
Product: putative vesicular transport protein
Exons: 3
Biological process (GO): ribosome biogenesis
Cellular component (GO): nucleus
Molecular function (GO): RNA binding; ATP hydrolysis activity; preribosome binding
Source: RefSeq, a predicted model, not a curated record
CUGUGGGGUCCGCCGGGAUGCGGAAAGACCUUACUGGCGAAAGCUGUCGCAAAUGAGUCCAGGGCGAAUUUCAUUAGCGUCAAGAAUCCUGAGCUUUUAAACAAGUAUGUCGGCGAGAGCGAGAGAGCUGUGAGACAGGUAUUCUCUCGUGCCCGUGUUUCAUCUCCCUGCGUGAUCUUCUUCGACGAGUUAGACGCUCUCGUCCCUCGGAGAGAUGAAAGCAUGUCAGAAUCUUCCGCACGUGUCGUGAACACGCUACUCACAGAGUUAGAUGGACUUGACUCCCGCAAAGCUGUCUAUGUCAUCGCCGCAACGAACCAUCCCGAUAUGAUCGACCUGGCUAUGGUUCGCCCAGGGCGUCUCGACAAGCUCCUCUACGUUGACCUAGUAAGCGCCGACGAACGCGUCGAGAUCAUACGGACGCUAGCGCGUAAAGUCCCAUUCGCGCCUACAGAACCAGAUGCCGAGAUGGUCCUGCAGCGCGCGGAGCACAUCGUGCGGGAGAAAUGUGAUGGGUACAGCGGUGCGGACCUCGCAGCUGUCGUUCUGGAGGCAGGCGUUGUGGCGCUGAGACGUGUUCUCGGUGCGCUUGACCAGAUGGAUGACAGUGAUGAAGGUUUGGUAGAGAAUCAGCCGCGAGUAGUUGUCGUGUUGGAGGAUUUCAUUCGCGCUCAGGAUAAGGUCGGUCCCAGUGUGUCUGCUGUGCAGCGGAGGAAGUAUGAAGCGCUGCGAGCCAAGUUUGCUGGCCUUCCUGUGCGAACGGGGAAGGGUGUCGAUUAG